Messenger RNA from Mycena citricolor, 4681 nucleotides. NCBI's taxonomy places the organism in Eukaryota, Fungi, Basidiomycota, Agaricomycetes, Agaricales, Mycenaceae. The record is from the annotation of a GenBank genome assembly.
CUCAGAUUCGGAUGGAGGAGAAACCGCUCCUCGACACAACGGAGUGGAACGAAUGGAGGACCCGCAGUCUUUCUCGGGGAGGCUUUGGUAUUGACAGGGCCGAAAUAUGGCCGAAGCUUCUCCAUGCCGUGGCAUUAAAGACGAAGGAACAAGCCAUGGGAGUUGAAGAAGUCCACGAGGAAAAGCCUCACCCCGACGAGCGGCAGAUCCAGCUGGAUACGGACCGCAGCUUCGUGUUAUAUCCAGUAGAGUCCGAACUGGAUAAGGAGACCCUCCAAUCCGAAUUGAACGCUCUCCUCGUUGAAAUGUUCCGGCGACGCCCAAAGCUUCACUACUUCCAGGGAUACCACGACAUCAUCACCGUGCUCUUGUUGACACUGCCGAAGGAGCUCCAGCUAGCGUGCGCAGAGCAACUCAGUCUGCAACGUGUAAGAGACUCGAUGGGAUCGACUCUAGAGCCAGUGCUGGGUCUUUUGCGGGUUACCAGGAAUGUUCUCAGAGCUACGGAUCCUGACUAUGCGGCGCUCCUUGAACAGCACGUUGUAUUGUAUGUUGCCAGGCCGGCUGCUGAUUUGGGUUUAGGACGGCGCCACUCCCGUAUUACGCCCUGCCCAAUCUCUUGACGCUCUUUUCUCAUGAUAUGCCGACUCUACCGCUCAUACAACACGUCUUUGACUAUCUUCUAACUCGGCCUCCCAUCUAUGUGGUCUAUCUUGCAUGUGCAAUCAUUCUUUCGAGGAAGCAAGAGGUUGAGCGCCUCGAAGAAGAAGGCGAAGAGGGGAUGAUCCACUCGCUGCUUUCUGCGCUACCAAGCCUAGCCGACGACGCACUCAGUAAUUCAAUGCCUGAGACUAGCUUCGACCAAUUGGAAGAUAAGACUUCAAUUCCGGAAAUCGAAGAGCCAGCCAUGGAGGAUGACUCUCACGCUACCGGGGACCCUGUUCUGAAAGAGCAUCCAUCAAACGAAGAUAUUAAAUCAGAAGAGAUGGAAGAGCCCUCGCGUAAUCUCUUGACGGUGCAGCUCACAGAGCUGCUGGCUCUCUCGGACGAUCUCUAUCUCCGCCACCCUCCUCACUCCCCCGCCAUCCAGCUGUCAUCGAUAAUGGGGCCACAGAGCGUCGUUUUCACUUGGUCGACGGAUGCAAGCGAUAUGCCCUCUCCGGAUGCGGCCGAAGCCAUGGUCGAGCGAACAGACUUGAUCGUGUAUCCUGAAGAACUUCCAGAGCCCGAACCCAAGCCCACUCGGCACCGGCCACAGAGCAGGCAGGUUCCUGUCACAUUGCUGGUCGGAGCGGGCUUGGUUGUUGGUGUGGCGGUCGCCGUGUCGGUCUAUAACUCUCGACAUGGCGAUCCUGUUCGUGACAUGAAGAAGUUAGGACAGUUGGCGGUCGGAGCGGCCGUGGGAAUCGUCGAGAGCUUGACACGCUUCCGGGUUUCUUGACCGAUGCCCUGAGAUUGUCCGUGUCUUCUGCGGUUACGUACAUUCAUAUGCUAUAAAAUGAGAUACGAUGGAUCGCACGUUUUCCAAGAUGGCCCGUGCUUUCUUUCUCUCCCUCCUCCUUUCCGCCACGGUCAACGCGGCCCGUCAGAAAGCGGACACCAAGGUCCUCAUCCUCGGCGGCGGAGUGUCCGGCGUGAUUGCUGCACGGACCCUGCAUGAACAGGGCAUCGAUGACUUUGUCAUCGUCGAGGCGCGCGACGAGCUCGGCGGGCGGAUGCGCAGCAGGAGCUUUGGGGCACCGGGCAAGGCCGUGACGGUAGAGCUGGGUGCGAACUGGAUCCAGGGCACCCAGACGGGAACGGGCCCCGCAAAUCCGAUCCUGACGUUGGCCAAUAAGUACGGCGUCAAGACCGCCCCGAGCGACUUUUACACGUCCAUCGUGACUUACGACGAGCAUGGCUCGGCGGACUACCUUGAUGUGCUGAACACUGCCCUCGACGCAUAUACCAACUUGACUGUCGUCGGCGGAGCGCGCGUUCCCACCAAGCAGGUCGACGCGACCUGUCGCACGGGAUAUUCUCUGGUCGGCGCACGCCCGAAGACACCGGCAGAGAUGGUCACAGAGUACUACGUGUUUGACUGGGAAUACGCGCAAACGCCUGAACAAACGUCGUGGAUCGCAUCAUCUUGGGCCAACAACUUUACGUUUGAUGUCGAUCAAGGCGGCUUCUCGGCAGACAACGAGUUGGCCAUCGACCAGCGCGGCUUCAAACACCUCAUCCAAGGGGAGGCACAAUCAUUUCUGAAGCCCGAACAAGUCCGGCUCAAUACUACUGUACGCGCUGUGACCUACUCGAAGGAUGGUGUGGCGGUCACGCUCGCCAACGGCACCAGGAUCACCGCUGAGUAUGCCAUCUCGACCUUUAGUGUCGGGGUUCUCCAGAAUGAAGAUGUGGUCUUCGAGCCUGCCUUGCCUGAAUGGAAGGAGGAGGCCAUCCAGAGUAUGACCAUGGCCACGUACACCAAGAUCUUCCUGCAAUUCGAGAAAAAGUUCUGGUUCGACAGCCAGUUUGCCUUGUAUGCCGACACCGAACGGGGGAAGUAUCCUGUCUGGCAAGGGCUCGAUCUGCCCGGCUUUCUGCCGGGCUCGGGCAUCAUCUUCGUCACGGUCACGGGCGACUACUCGAAGCGCGUGGAGGCGCUGUCGGACAAGCAGGUCCAAGCCGAGUCGAUGGCUGUCCUGCGCACGAUGUUCCCCAACAUCACCAUCCCCGACCCGAUCGCUUUCAUGUUCCCGCGGUGGAAUGCCGAUCCGCUGUAUCGCGGCAGCUACUCGAACUGGCCCUCCAGCUUCGUCAGCAGACACCACACGAACCUCAGGGCGACCGUCAGCGACCGCCUCUGGUUUGCGGGAGAGGCGAUGAGUCAGAAGUACUUUGGUUUCCUGCACGGAGCCUAUUUCGAGGGACUGGAUGCCGGCCAGGCCGUUGCUAGUUGUCUGCUCAGUGCCAAAAACUGCAAGCCCCGGACUCAUUUCGAGUCGGUGCCCAACGCAAAUCCGUAUGUGAUCUAGUUCCAUAUGUGAUCUAGUUACACGCGAUUUACAACAUACAUACAUACAACAGAGAGACUAUACAACAAAUCAUGCUGCGUCCGAUCCCAAGAUCCGUCUCACAGCAUCGGUCUCCUUCUCCUUAGCUUUGGCCCUACCCUCUUUGAUCCGCUCCAGUCCACUCUGGAUGCUCUUGAUGUGCACUUCGACAGGGAUUCGCGACCCCGUCAGCUCCGGGGCGGCUAGUCUCUCGCGCAAGUUCUCGAUGUCCUCGCUCAUCUGGGUCAAAGCCUGCAAGGCAGAGACCACGUGCAUCAGCGCCUGCUUGCGAUACUGGCCCAGACCUUUCAGCAAACCCAGAUGAUUCUCGUAGCCCCGCAGCUUCCGACGGUUCCCGCCUAGAAUAGUCCAUAGCUCGCUGAGCAGCUCGGAUUUCGCGCUCGACAGAGACACGUCCUCUCGCGUGACCAUCUCGUGCAGCACAGACAGCUUCUCCUCUAGAUUGUCCAGAUUGCGCAUGCUCAAUUCAAACUCGACGACUAGCCGCUGCAAGGUAAACGAGAGGUAGUUCAUCGAAUCUUCGAAUGCAUCCAAGAUGAUGGCUGUCUUGGAUGUCGAAGACUUCCAAGGAAUGAGUGAUCCCCAGAUUGGGGGAGCCGGUUUCUGAUGUGCUCCUUCAAUAGUUAGAAGCGCGUAGUCAUUGACCGCCAUGAUGCUGCAGACGCCGUGAGGUUGGAAACCAAAGUUCACAUCUGAGAUUGGCCCACUGACCCGUCGACUGCUCCAGAUACCUUGGAGCUAAGUUUAUUCAAGGACCUUCCGGUCGUUCGCGCAUCGUCGACGAAGGUUCGCAGGGCAUCACUCAGUAUAUCGCGACUCCGGAGCUCGCUGACGCCCACAAGGGUGACGAGAUCCGUCGUCGCCAUCUCCGCCUUCUUGAUUUGCAGGGCCAGUGCCGACCCCGAGCUGGUUUCGUCAAGUAGCUGGUCAACCGUGGCACUUUGCAUGUCGACCAGCGACGGAAAGUCGGCCCAUCUAGGUGCGCUCUGAGUCGGUGCAGCUCCGUGGGGCCUACACAGGGAGGAGCUACCAAGCCCUGGGAUGAAGCACAAAGGACGAAACGCAGCUCGUAUGCUAUGCGACAUGAGCCCGAUCAGGAAUGCCAGCAUCCAUAGGAAAAGCAGUGCAGACAAAGGGAUCCGGAGAAGCAUAAUCGCCCGCCUGAACACAUCGAGGAAGUACCAGCCUACAAACGCCCCUCCGUCGAGUACAUCUUUCUUGGUAACGAGGGGGGUCAAGCUGGGGGUCGGAGUCAGGGAUGGACUCUGUACUGGAGGCGUGCAUGUUUUCCUCGGGGGGCCUGGGGAAGCGACGAAUUCUUUCUUAUGCCGGCGCUUGCGUGGUGUGGGAGUUCGGGAAUAGUUAAUGGGUAUCCCCUGCGUCUGCGAUGUAAGAAAGAUAUCGUCCUCAUCGAAAAGCUCCAUCUCCUGCCUCGCGUCGAGCGAUUGCAUCUCCUGUUCCUCAUCGACGUCCUCCCAAGCGUCGUCCUCCACGUUGGAGGACGUGUCUUUCUUGAUACGCUUAGUCUUGCGCUUCCGUAAAUAUUCUGCGGUCUAAUGCAGAUAAAUCGCGUACAUGUCGGGAAACGGGCAUUGGAGUCGUGUUCAGGUGGGGGCAGCAAUCAAUAC